AUGGCAGAGGCUGGGGACUGGCAAGGUGGUCUGGAGGAUUUGUUCGAUUUUAACAUUCCGACUCUGGGGGAGUUUGAGGGGGGGGGAGGUAAAGCCCUCUACAACCUCUGCAUUUAUAAGCCUUCUAGGAUCCUGUGUGAGACAGUAAAGGACUUUGUUGCCAAAGUGGGGAAGUCCUAUGAGAGAAGCACUGAGAAUACAGAGGAGUGUGACACCAUGUCUCUCAAAUGUGCCAUCCUGAAUGAGAAGCUAGAUUUGCUCCUUCAGACCCUCAACACAGAAACCCAGUCAUUCCCCCCACCUCCUCGCCUUUCCACACCCCCCAUCGUUGAGGAGGAGGAAGAAGAGGAGGAGGUGAGCGAGGAGUCGUUGACCGAGCUGAAGGAGAAACUGGAAGCGGAGGAGAGUGAGAAGGGAGGAGAGAACGGAGGAGGUUCGCCACACAAGAUGUUCAGAGCUAAAGAACAGUUGAUGCUUCGGGCAAACAGCCUGAAGAAGGCUGUACGAGAGAUUAUGCAACAGGCAGAGAGAGUGGUGGAUGAGCAGAAUGCCAGCACGGAGGAGCAGGAGCUGCCGUCCACGUUUGAGUUCAGGAAGGAGGGAGAGGAGGACAACAGGGACAGUGAAAAGGACGAGGACACCAAGGAACUAGAGACCCUGCCAUUGGCUAAGAGUCCUUGUUCCCCUCCUGAAAGGUGUGUGAGUCGCAGCAGCCAAUCAUGUGGCUCUUUCUCCAUCACACCCUUCACCACCAGCAAGGAGAACCUGCCUGUACUCAACACGCGUAUCAUCUGCCCUGGUACAUCCUACGGUUUGCGUGCUGGUCUGGCAGCCUCUAUAGCUGGUAGCUCCAUCAUCAGUAAGAUGCUGCUGGCUAAUAUCGACCCAUUUGGAGCUACGCCCUUUCUGGACUCUGACCUGGACUCACUAGAGGGCUUUAGUGAGAAGUGUGUAAUGAACAACUACUUUGGCGUUGGGCUGGAUGCUAAGAUCACAUUGGAGUUCAACAACAAGAGGGAAGAACACCCAGAGAAGUGCAGGAGUCGUACUAAGAACAGGGUAUGGUAUGGGGUUCUGGGCACCAAGGAACUCCUCCAGAGAACCUACAAGAAUCUAGAACAGAAGGUUCAACUGGAGUGUGACGGCCAGUACAUCCCCCUGCCCAGCCUUCAGGGCAUUGCGGUGCUGAACAUCCCCAGCUAUGCAGGUGGAACAAACUUCUGGGGAGGAACCAAGGAGGACGACAUAUUCUGUGCCCCGUCAUUUGAUGAUAAAAUCCUGGAGGUGGUAGCAGUGUUUGGCAGUAUGCAGAUGGCUGUGUCCAGAGUCAUCAAACUGCAACAUCACCGCAUAGCACAGUGUCGCUCAGUGAAGAUCACUAUCCUGGGAGAUGAGGGUGUUCCUAUCCAAGUGGACGGAGAGGCCUGGGUACAACCUCCUGGAGUCAUUAAGAUCCAACACAAGAACAGAGCCCAGAUGUUGACCAGGGACAGG
Oncorhynchus masou masou (cherry salmon) is the source of this 1494-nucleotide messenger RNA. Its product is annotated as diacylglycerol kinase eta-like. The transcript has 11 exons. NCBI's taxonomy places the organism in Eukaryota, Metazoa, Chordata, Actinopteri, Salmoniformes, Salmonidae. The annotation marks the transcript as partial. Gene Ontology annotation, biological process: intracellular signal transduction; lipid phosphorylation; diacylglycerol metabolic process. Gene Ontology annotation, molecular function: ATP-dependent diacylglycerol kinase activity. The record is from RefSeq and is a predicted model, not a curated record.